Oncorhynchus mykiss (rainbow trout) is the source of this 4493-nucleotide messenger RNA. RefSeq names its product ras association domain-containing protein 5. Gene Ontology annotation, biological process: signal transduction. The record is from RefSeq and is a predicted model, not a curated record. NCBI's taxonomy places the organism in Eukaryota, Metazoa, Chordata, Actinopteri, Salmoniformes, Salmonidae. Gene Ontology annotation, cellular component: nucleus.
GUGGAUCUGUUGGGGCAGAGUGGGUCUAGGGUUUCCAGCAUGAUGAUGUUGAUGUGAGCCAUGACCAGCCUUUCAGAGCUCUUCAUGGCUAUAAAUAGUGUAGUAGUAGGCUACUGUAAUAGUAGUACAAAUAAUAAUAGUACUGUAGUAUUUGUAGAAGUAACCUAGUAGUAGUUUAAUCCCUGGUUAGUCUACACUGUCAUGUAAAAUCCCUGGAUUAAGCACACUUCCGCUUUAAGAGUGCUCGUCCCCCUGUGGCAUUUAAACGCUUUCAGAAUCGUCGUUGCAGAUGUGUCACACUUCAUGCCUGGCUCGCGCUUCAAUUUAGUUUACAUUCACCGCACACGCACCGAUACACACACGUUAUUGGGGCAUUGAAUUAGGAGCAGGGCAAUGGCUUCAGUGAGUGUGGUAGGACCAAGACAGCAUCGUCCUAGCCCAGACCAGGAGUUUUUCUUUAAGGAAAUAACGGCCACCGGGAAGAAGAAAAUAACGUUACCGAGGAAAUACUCCCUGGAGAAUAUGGUGACCAGGAAGAUAUCGGUGAAGCGGGAGUGCGGUUCGGUGUCGGUUUUAUCAGCAGUCACAGCAACCCCGCUGACCCCGGCACACCAAAGAGCAGCAGCCGAGGUAGGAGGGGGGAAUCCCGGGGUGAGAAGUGGGGCUCAGCCGGGGCUGGUGCCACGUAGCUUCGACAGAGAACGCGACAGCAGCAGGCCUGAUUGUGGGCACACGGAGAGAGACACGACGGCGGCGAGGGAGGACACUGGUCAACGCGGACGGAGGGCAAGCGGCAAUGACUAUGCCGAUGACGGAGGUAGUUCACUGAAGACCGUCACAAAUGUUCGGUCAAGCACAUCGGCCAACGAACAGAUAGCAGAUGCCAAGUGUGACAGAUCAAGCGCGCCCACAAACGGACACACUGGCGCAAACUCACAUCGGGACUGGCCAGUCAGGAUGCGCGCAUCCCACAGCCUCCCUGGUGAGACCACCGAGCCGGGUACCAAAGGGGAUACCGGGGGGCCACCGAUGGAGCGGUUGACACAGGGAAGGACAGGGGUCGUUAAACUCGCGCGCACAGAACCACACCGGAAGGAGGCCUGGUCAAUAUUUUCCUCCCAGGAGCAGGAGGACCCGCGCGUGCAUGCGGAGACAGGGGAGGGCCACCUGUUCUGGACCAGAACAGUUACUCAGGACUGGUGCGACGUUUGUAACCAGCCAAUCAACGCCCAGCAGGCGCUCAAGUGUAAAAACUGCAGCUACACCUGUCACCUGGAGUGUGAGGGGCGGGUCCAGCUGGACUGCAACCAGAGAGACAGCAACCUACAGGAAACUCCAUCUCCCAGAAGACACUGCUCCACGCCUCCUCAUUACAAGCAGAAUGAGGUCAAAGAGGAACAGGAGGGAGGACCCAAGGCUCUGUCAGAGAAAGAAGUGCGUGCCAGGAUAGAGGACUACAACUCUAACGUCUCAGAGAAUGGCAUGAAACUGGCUGCUGAUGGUUUGUACACUGGCUUCAUUAAGGUCCACCUCAGGCUGAGUCGGCCAGUCACGGUGCUUGCUGUGGAGGGUGCGGGAUUAGAGGAACUGUCAGGCAAGCCAGACAGACGCGGUCGACCAAUGACGGUGUCAGAGGGCCAGGAGGGAGAGGGAGCGGGGUUGAGUGACAAGCGGACGUCGUUCUACCUUCCCAGUGACUGUGUGAAGCAACUCCACAUCAGUAGUACUACCACAGUCAGGGAGGUCAUACAGGGCCUGCUGAAGAAGUUUAUGGUGCUGGAUAACCCACGCAAGUUUGCCCUGUACAGACAGACAUACCGCGAUGGACAGGAUCUGUUCCAGAAACUUCCUCUGGUGGAGUGUCCUCUCUGUCUGAGACUGGUGGCAGGGCCAGACCCUGAGCUGCUCAGCUUUGUCCUCAAGGAGAAUGAGACCGGAGAGGUGGAGUGGCAUGCGUUUUCAGUUCCUGAGCUGCAGAACUUCCUGGUGAUUCUGGAGAAGGAGGAGACUGAGCGUGUGCGAUUGGUGGAGCAGAGAUUCACAGCUUACCGACAGAGAUUGCAGAAGGCACUAUGCGAGCAUAAACCCUGAUCCCUCACCCUUGAUCCCUCAUCCCUAAUCUCUCACCCUGACCCUUCAACCCUCACCCUUCUGUUGACCCAGGGAGAGACAGGAGACCACUGAAGCUCACAGACUACUAUUCUCCCCUCAUUACACGGUCAGCCCCCCUCCAUCCCUCCUCCUCACCCCCCUUGAGAAGAGAGGAGGGCUUGAGAAAGCAUGGAAAGGGAAAAGGGGACUGAUUUAAAGGGCGAGUGGGCAGGAUUCUGGAACAUAAUCAGUGUUUCCCUGGGAGGUGAAAGACACGAUGAACUGACGGACCCUCUGGGCUCAGAUAUCUCAUUUUGGUCUGACAAUGUGACCUGAUGGGUCUCCUAAUGUUACAUUGAAUCUCAGUUUGGUCUGAUUAUGUUUUUAAGAUUAUACUGCUGCUGCUGCAAGUGUUACUUAUUUACUUACUUAUGUAUUUACUAAGGCAUGAGUCUCUCCCUGCUCUAUCUGCCCCAGCACCCCUGCAUAAAGAUUCAGAUGGACUAGAACAGACAUUACCAUUCAAAACAACGCUCCAUGGUGGAUGGAUCAUUUGGAAUGUUCCAUUACUUGAUGUUUACGAUAUCAACUCUCAGGUUGUCCCUGCAUGCCUUCUGUCCAGGGUCGAGGGUAGGUUAGGAGGGUAGGAGACGGGUGGGUAUGCUUGGGUUGGGAAGUAGGGUUGAGAUGCUGGGGUAAAGCUAUGUUCGUCUUCAUCUUCAGACUCCUCUCAUGUCAGUCCCAGGGAUGUACACCAGUGUUUCUCAUAGAACUGCUCUGCUGAGCUAAGGAAGCAACAGAAGAAGACCUGAGCUCUCUAUCCUAAUUUAUUUAUCCAGCGCUGAAAUAACCCCUCUAUCUCAGGCGGCUAACUUUCACUUAAUCCUGCAUCUCCAUCUACCUGGGUAACCAUGCUAGCGUGGGAGGUGUGCAGAUAGACGUAUAUACAAUAGAUAAUCUCCAUCUAUCUGGGUAACCAUGCUAGUGUGGGAGGUGUGCAGAUAGACGUAUAUACAAUAGAUAAUCUCCAUCUACCUGGGUAACCAUGCUAGUGUGGGAGGUGUUGUGCAGAUAUAUGUGUAUAUCAUAAAUAGAUGCUAUUCCCAUAGACACUAGUCUCUUCAGAUAGCCAUUGAGUACCCUGACUACAUUCACAUAAACAGAGACAUAUGUCUUAUGUACCUGUUAUUCAUUCACCCAUCCUACAGAAGCUAUGUCUUCUGUACCUGUUAUUCAUUCACCCAUCCUACAGAAGCAUACCGUAUGUAAACAAUCAGUAGAUUCCUUCAUUGCAUGAAUCGUCUGCUGGAGUUUGAAGCAAUUACAAACAGUUGAUGUUUUGACUCUUCAUAUACUCUUCACCCUUCCCUCAUCAAUAACCUCUGACCUUUAUCUCCUGACCCCUAACCUGGAAAUGUACAUUUCUCCUGAUGGGAGACUGCUUUGCUGCUGUUCCCAGUGUCUGUGGAGAAGGUAUGCAGCUGUAGCUACUGUUGUUAGAGGCCUGUUAGAGCCAGCCACUCUGUGCUGCUGUGACGGGCCCCUGAAGCCCUGCUACUGAGCCGACUGUUACAGGACCGAGUGAAUGAGGAACUGAUGCUCAAACACUGAUUGAGGGUCAAAAUGUCAUCUGCCAGUAGUUGUUCCUGGUCAGUUCAUGUAGUUAGGAAAAACUCCUGUUCCUAUAGUUCAUUGAGCUGAGAAACCCCAUUCUGGUGAUCACACCAAAGUUAAAAGGGACAGGGGCCGUGGGAUAUGCCUGACUGAAAAGAUGACGUAUUGUAGGAAAAAACUUUUUUGCACACUAAUUCUGCCCACAGAUUGGUCUGCCAGUCUGUAUAGUAUCCAAGAGAAGGAGCAUGAAAUUUGUGCUUUUUUCAUUCAUUUUUUAAGGGAAAUUGAUCAUACAAUUAAUGUUUAUCUGAGUGUGAUGCAAAUGUAUACAUUGGAGGACAAAUUAUUAUUAUUGAUUAUAACUAUUGUUAGUUGAAUUGGUGUGUGCGUCUGGGCUGAAGAUAAAGGUAUAAAUGUUAUAUGAUAGUUCAUAUCUAUUCCAGUCAGUCUCUCUCAUCGUCCAAAAGCACAUGCCUUCCUGAUGCUGAGUCCCUUCAUCAAGCCUGUUUUAUUCCUGCCCUCACAGGGCUUAUAGAAGCCACACAAACAGAUCUGAGACCAGACUACAUGUCAACGAUGGAAACCAUAAGAUUGUGUGUGUGUGUCUUUGUGUGUGUGUUAUUUAUUUUAUGGUUCACCCCCUUCGGCUUGGUGUUAAGUGUCAGAGGAUGUGGGCAAUCAAUGCUUUCCAAUAAUCUCUUAGUUUGGUUUAUCUGAAGAAUCAGAUGUGUAUAUAGAUAUCUGUAAAAAAAAAUGAAGAAUUAAAUAAAUGUCAUCCUUUAAUGAGU